Molecule: messenger RNA, 1722 nt
Organism: Dothidotthia symphoricarpi CBS 119687
Lineage: Eukaryota; Fungi; Ascomycota; Dothideomycetes; Pleosporales; Dothidotthiaceae
Product: splicing factor, CC1-like protein
Exons: 4
Coding region: 1-1722 (573 amino acids)
Biological process (GO): mRNA processing
Cellular component (GO): nucleus
Molecular function (GO): RNA binding
Source: RefSeq, a predicted model, not a curated record
AUGGCCGCAGUCAACGAGGUCGAGGCCCUCCUCGAGGAAGCCGCCCGCGAUGUCGAGAAGAGCCGCGAGCGCGAGCGGGAGCGCAAGGCCAGCAGCGAGGCGCGCGAUGUCGACGGCCGCCGCGAGGACCGUCCCCGUGACCGCGACCGCCACUCGGACCGCCGCGACAGGAGCAGAGAUCGAGACACGCGUGAGUCCAAUGGAGGCCGGCGCAGGAGCCGCGACCGAGACUACCGACGAGGAGACGGCAGCCGCCCCCACUCGAGCAGAGGCGCUGACAUGGAACAAGAUCGAGACAGGCACCGCCGCAGCAGCUCGCGCGACCGCUACCGUGGAGGCCGCCGCGACCGGGGCGGCGACUACUAUAACCCGUCCGGACGAGCACGUUCCCGCUCUCCACGCCGCGACCGCGCCGACCGGCCCCGUGACCGUGAAGGCUCGCGAGAGCGUCGCCGUGGGGGAGCCGAGGAGCGACGGGGCAGCCGCCGCGAGAAGACGCCCGAGCCCGAGGUGACCGAGGACGACCGCGACAAGCGCACCGUCUUCGUGCAGCAGAUCUCGCAGCGCGCCGAGACACGCCACCUGCGCUCCUUCUUCGAGACGGCCGGCCCUGUCGUCGAGGCCCAGAUUGUCAAGGACCGCGUCACGGGCCGCUCCAAAGGUGUUGGAUACGUCGAGUUCAAGGAGGAGUCGUCUGUCCCCAAAGCGAUCGAGCUGACCGGCCAGAAGCUCAAGGGCGUGCCCAUCAUCGCCCAGCUCACCGAAGCCGAGAAGAACCGCGCGGCACGACCCUCGGAAGGUGGUGCUGCUCCCGGUGCCAACGGCGCGCCCUUCCACCGUCUCUACGUCGGCAACAUCCACUUCAGCGUCACCGAGAAGGAUCUCCAGGAGAUCUUCGAGCCCUAUGGUGAGCUCGAGCAGGUCAUCCUGCAGCGCGACGAGCUGAACCCGGGCCGCUCCAAGGGCUACGGCUUCGUCCAGUUCAACGACCCUUCCAACGCCAAGGAGGCUCUCGCCGAAAUGAACGGUUUCGAGCUCGCCGGCCGCCAGAUCCGAGUCGGCUUGGGCAAUGACAAGUUCACGCCCGAAUCGACCGCCAGCCUUCUCCGCACUUUCAACCAGCAGGCCCAGAGCUACCAGGGUUCUGCUUUUAGCGGAGCUGGUGGCCGCGGUGCCUACGCUGGCGGUUCUGGUGGCGUCUUCGACCGUGCCAACGGCAAGGAUGACCGCGGUGUCAGCGGCGCAUCUGCCCUUGACGACACUGAUGUCGCUGGCGUCAACUUCAAGACGUACGACCGUAGCAAGCUAAUGGACGCUCUAGCCCGUCGCGAUGCCCCGGAACCUGCCAAGCAGGGCGUCCAGCCUGUCGUCAGCAAGCCCCGAGCUCCUGUUGUGGACAAGCCCAUGGCCUCCAAGUGUAUCAAGAUCGAGAAUGCUUUCGAUGCUGACCAGGAACAGAAAGCGUACGGCAGCAGCUGGGUUAAGGAUCUCGAGCAGGAAGUCAAGAUUGAGUGUGACAAGAAGUACGGCAAGGUUGUCCACCUCGCUGUCGACCCCAACACCGACGGCGACAUCUACGUCAAGUUUGACUCGGUCAGCGGCGGAGAGAAGGCGCUCCAAGGUCUUAACGGUCGCAGCUUCAACCACCGCACCAUUCGUGCCUCGUACGUCGUCGACAAGAUUUACAACUCUCUCUGGGGUGCUGCCGCUAGCAGGUUUUGA